UGUCUGUUUGGCUCAUCUGGCAAGGCCGUGAGUUUGGAUGAUUCGAACCUCUCCCGAUCUUGGGUUCUCAGUUGAAAUCAAUCCAUUUGUGCGCAUGAGCUCCAUAAUUUCUUCCCUCCUCCACCAUACCUCCCUUAAAUCUGGUGUUUGAUUUCUGUAAACUUGGCCAAACUCUACAUUUUUUUCCCACUCACUGCUCGCUUGAAGGAUCCUACUCCUCUCGUAGUUGUCUGAAGCUAUUUCCAUGGAUUCCCAUAAUUCUUAAUUAGGAAUAUUCCAGGCACAAGUAUUCAUUCCGAACUAAAUCUGUCUCUGGGCAUCAUCCUCCAUCCUCACCGGGUGUCUGGGAGAUUUUUAUGAUGGGCGAUCGAAGAAGACACAGAAUUCUGAUGGUCUCUGAUUUUUUCUAUCCCAACUUUGGCGGUGUGGAAAGUCACAUCUAUUAUCUCUCGCAAUGUCUGUUGAAACUGGGUCACAAGGUUGUGGUGAUGACUCAUGCUUAUGGAAAUCGUACCGGUGUGAGAUACAUGACGGGAGGCCUAAAAGUGUAUUAUGUACCAUGGAAACCAUUUCUAAUGCAAAAUACAUUGCCAACCUUCUACGGGACACUUUCAAUCGUCAGGACAAUCCUUAUUCGAGAAAAAAUUACGUUAGUGCAUGGACACCAGGCGUUUUCAACUCUUUCUCACGAAGCUUUGAUGCAUGCAAGGACCAUGGGAUACAAGGUUGUAUUUACUGAUCAUUCUCUCUAUGGUUUUGCUGAUGUGGGAAGCAUCCAUAUGAACAAAGUAUUGCAAUUUACGUUAGCAGAUGUUACUGAGGCUAUAUGUGUUUCACAUACUAGUAAGGAAAACACAGUUCUACGAUCAGGUUUGCCACCAGAAAAAGUUUUUGUAGUACCUAAUGCUGUUGAUACUGCUAUGUUUAAGCCUGCUUCAAACCGACUCAGUACAAACGAGAUUAUCAUUGUGGUUAUAAGUCGAUUGGUUUAUCGCAAAGGGGCAGAUUUGCUUGUUGAAGUCAUUCCUGAAGUCUGUCGGAUGUUUGCAAAUGUACGAUUCAUUAUUGGAGGAGAUGGACCGAAGCGUGUGCGGCUAGAAGAGAUGAGGGAAAAGCAUGGUCUUCAAGAUCGGGUUGAGAUGUUGGGAGCUGUUCCACAUGCUCGAGUUCGAUCAGUUCUUAUAUCUGGCCAUAUAUUUCUAAAUAGUUCUUUAACAGAAGCUUUUUGCAUAGCCAUAUUAGAGGCUGCUAGUUGUGGAUUAUUAACAGUUAGUACGCGUGUUGGAGGCGUGCCAGAGGUUCUACCAGAUGACAUGGUUGUACUUGCAGAACCAGAUCCUGGUGAUAUGGUCCAGGCUAUAAAGAAGGCGAUUUUCUUACUUCCUCUGAUUCACCCACAAGAAAUGCAUGAUCGUAUGAAGAAAUUGUAUGAUUGGCAUGAUGUUGCAAGAAGGACAGUUAUUGUUUAUGACUAUGCUCUGAGAAGCACGGAUCAAAAUCUUCUUGAACGACUCUCCAGGUAUCUCUCAUGUGGGUCAUGGGCAGGAAAGCUUUUUUGCGUGGUUAUGAUCAUCGACUUCUUAAUAUGGUAUCUUUUGAAACUGUGGCAGCCUGAUGAGAAUAUUGAGGUGGUGCCUGAUAUUACAUUAACGUGCAAUCAAGAUCAGGGGCCAAUGGAGGACAUGGACAAAAAAAAGGCUUGAAAUGACAGUGAGUGCUUUUUGAGGCAUAUUAUGCGGUCAAAUUCCGCGAUCUCAUUCCUACACAAUCUUCUUACUCUUGUCCUUCAUUGAGUGAAGGGUUCAGAAACGUUUUUUUCAUGGAAAAAAGGUACUCUUCCCUAACGAAUGGUAGGUUGACACCUAGUCGAUAGGUUUCAAGUGGACUUUUGAUCUACUUCCUUUUAUAAUUUUAAGGAUAGGAAAGAUCAUGAGUAAUUUUCUAUAAGAGAGUGGGAGAUCUCAUUUGAACAUAGGGAGGUAGUUUCGAGAUCGUUCGAGUUAGUUUGGGCAUAGGUAACACGGUUUGCCAGUCUUUUGGAGACUGGUGCUUUGUGUCAGAUUCGGUGGGUCUCAAUUUGUGGGGUUUAAAGACAGUUUUAGAAACUCUUGGAAUACGCUAGGAAUUUUCAUUUGUUGACUCCUAACCCUUCAUAAGGGGUAUUUUUUCUCUCUUAUGUGACACACUCUUCCAUUUUCCUUUUUAUUUUUCAUGCUUUUGAAGGCUAGAAUCUUUUAUGGGGUCAAAUCUUUCAUUGGAAGAUUAAUACUAUUUGACUUUAUACCACUUUUUUUUUUGUGUUGUUGGGGCCUCAAUGGCGCAUCCUAUAUUGUGGAGGUUUUUCCGCUGCUUCAAGACAUGGAAGAGACUUGUCCUUGUGCAACAUUUCUUUUUACUAUUUUAUGAAAUAUUUUGUUUUAGAGGAACAAUAGGAUUUUGAGAGUCCUCGAGUAGAGGUGUGAUUUAUGAUUAAGUUCCACAUCUCACGAAAGAGUUUUGUAGUUAUCUUCUCUCUUAUUCUCGACCUCUAGAGUCGAUUUCUUUUUGUAAUUUCUAUAUUUUAGUUUUGGUUUUCUUCCUUUGUAGUGUUAACAAUACUCGAGAAGUUCAAUGUUUCCAAAGUUAGAGAGAAAAGAUGAAAUAAAUGCUGAGUUGUGCAUUGAAA
Momordica charantia (bitter melon) is the source of this 2665-nucleotide messenger RNA. RefSeq names its product UDP-Glycosyltransferase superfamily protein (gene SETH2). Gene Ontology annotation, biological process: GPI anchor biosynthetic process. Gene Ontology annotation, cellular component: glycosylphosphatidylinositol-N-acetylglucosaminyltransferase (GPI-GnT) complex. Lineage: Eukaryota; Viridiplantae; Streptophyta; Magnoliopsida; Cucurbitales; Cucurbitaceae. Gene Ontology annotation, molecular function: phosphatidylinositol N-acetylglucosaminyltransferase activity. The record is from RefSeq and is a predicted model, not a curated record.